GGGACAAUGGGUGCCCUGUAUUGGCAACUGAACGACAUAUGGCCGGCGCCGACCUGGGCUUCCAUAGAGUUCGGCGGCAAAUGGAAAAUAUUGCACUCAUUUGCCCGACAUUUCUACGAUAACCUACUGGUGUCACCAUAUUUGGACAAUAAUAACAUCAAGGUAUCGUUAGUUCGCGACGACUAUUAUGGGAAACUGGACUUUGAUUUGUCGGUCAAAGUAUACGAUUGGUCACAGAAUCGGCCCAUUUAUGAGCACAAGUCUCGCCACUCGUCCGACAGUUUCUCCGCACAAGUUAUUUAUGAUAUAAGUUUACUCGAGUUGCAUAGAGUGGCCAAAUGUUCGCACAUUGAUUGUCACUGGUAUUGGGUGCUAAGCGUAGAGGUGACAAAC
This is a messenger RNA of Medioppia subpectinata, 393 nucleotides long. The record is from the annotation of a GenBank genome assembly. Lineage: Eukaryota; Metazoa; Arthropoda; Arachnida; Sarcoptiformes; Oppiidae.